AUGAUGUGGAAACACAUCUGCUCAGCCCUCACCGCACUCGUGGUAGGAUGGCCAUGGAGCGCUGAGCAUCUGGUGGACCUGGGGACCUUGGAGGACACGGACAACGUGACCGAGGAAGACCUGGGAGUGCCGCUGGAUGAUGAGGCCCACCAGGAGGGGAUCUUUUGGUGGGCCGAAGGCGCCAUUUGGGGCUUUUGGAAGCCUGCUGGCAGCCUGGUCUCGAACGUCUCUUGGUUCGGGACGCCUGACCGACCUGGCAGAUUACGUGUGGAUGGAGGGUGGGCCGGCUAUUUCAUCGAUGGGAUUGGCGUGCAGGCCUUUGGAGCUUGGUGGCCCUGGACGGCUUGCAUCAUCAUGGCGACGUUCAACACUGGACUACUGGGCAUCCUGACCUACAGCAUCCACACGCUGACAGGACCAUGUCGGGCGAUCGGACGAGGAGUUCAAGCUCUUUGUGGAGUAUGCUGUUGCCGGCGCCGUGAUGGGCUUGAAGCACACCUACCGAGCGCACGGCCUCCGAUGGUGGACAUUGAAUGGCAUGGACCGAAGACUGGUUGGCCCACGGAUACCCGCUACCUGCAACAGCGAUUGAAGGGUAGGGGGAGCAGGAGGCGCCUGAAUGAUGUUGUGAUUCGAAGAGGAGGUCAUGUAGCCCGCUUGCAACAAGAAGAAAGCCUCCUCAAGCGAAUCGACAGCGAUGGGCUCAGGGUCAAAUUCAGUGGAGUGUCGAGCUGCACCUCGAGACAGUUUCGUCGUGAACUGGAGGAGGCAGGCGAGAUUCAUCUUUGCAGGCAGCUUGAAUGCCGAGCAGAGCACACCCUUCACAUCCAGGAGUUCGCUGGCAUCGAUCACGAAGCGUUGCUGGACUUGCACCGUUAUGCCCAUGGUUCACCGCGCUGGCUACUGGGGCUAUGUGGUCGAGGAGUCUGGCGCGUGAUUGGCUUCGUUGCUCGUGGGGCCCGCUGCUGUUUCCGGCUUUGUUUUGUGAAAAGGGUGAGCCGAGUGAUAAGAGAUGAGGAGGGCCGUGAGCGUUUGUUGGACCCUGACUCCGAAUCCGAGGUGGAGGGUGAUGAGGCAUCAUGUCAAGGAGUGAGGAUAGGCCUUGUGGUUGAUGGAGAGAUGAGGCCUCUAGCUCCAGACGGCUGCAACGACCUGGCUACCCAGGAGGAGACGACCCUCUUGGACGAGGACGUUGAGGUCUCAGAUGUCAGGCCACCCGGACCUGGGCAACUGGUUCGAGUUCCUCUAUGUGCACAUCAUCGCCAGGUCUACCAAAGCGCCUCAGCUAAAAGAAAGUGUGGCGUGCUCACUUGUCACAAGGCUUCCAAAGGUGCACGGCAUGGUGUCCCACUUUGCUAUGAUCAUCUAUGUGAACAAGGAGGAGCAGGUGCGAGAAAGGAUAGCCCACACCCCAAUGGGAUGUUGCAGGGUUUUCGUCGUCGCUUCACACGCAGAGCACAGAGCCGGAGCCGCAGUCCAGCGUUCGAAUGUCAGCAAGCUAGCGUGCCCCCAGCUGCAGCAGAAGAAGGACCAUCACAACAUGCUAAGAAGGAGAGUGGCAUGGCACCAGCCCGGUCAAGCUCAGUGGACUUGGGGAAGGUGAUGAUUCCAUCACCACCACGAGGUGGCUUGGAGCAGGAGGACGUCAUGGGCAAGCCUGUAUGGUUGAAGCUGAAGCUGAAGCUGAACUAUGUCAACGACCAGUCAGACUGGAUCAUGUGCAUGGGAGAGCUAUGCGGAUAUACACCAGGUGGAGUUCGUGGAGAUCGAAAGCUAGAGGUCUUCGUGAAGUACCUAGACAACACCUUGGUCAUCGACCCAAAGUACCUCGAGGACAUGAUGGAUGCGAAGGGCAUUGAAGACUUGGACACAACGAGGGCGCAGCUCUUGGUGAAGGAGGUGCCACCCGAUGCAGAAUGCCUUGGACUGGACAUCAAGGGGUACCUGAUUCCAGAGAUCCUCAUGCAACGCCUCGCAGCUUGGGAGGGCCGCACUGUUGCAGGUGGGAGGCGCCUGAACGAUUCGCAGUUGAAGGAGGUGAAGAAGAACUUGGCAAGCCUGGUGAGGAAGCACAGUGCCGGCUAUGUUAAAGGGGAGCUUUGGCCUAGCUGGCCAGCGGAAGCCGAACUGGGAAUCGACAAGCAAGUUCGUGGGCGCGAUGAUGACCACCAAAGGGAGAAUCUGGCACCAAGAACAAGAUCGCGGAGCAGAAGCCAUAGCCUUGCCCGAGCGAUGAGAGAGGAGGACGAUUUCAGGAGCAAGCUGGACCGAGACACAGCGCUUGAUGGUGACACUGAGGAGAUGACAGGCGAGGGCAUCGUUGAGGCCUACAUGACCGCCGUCAACUCCGGGCAGACGCAAAAGGAGGCGAUCGACACGAUCCAGAUGAUCUUUGAGGUGGACAUGCAGACCAUCGGCAGCACGAUGCGGACCUACAUCAGGAAGAACUGUGGCAAGCAGAACGAGCAGGUGGAGGUGGCCAUCAAGAUCCUUAAGGGGAUGAGCGAACAGCAGAGCGCAAGAAGCGCCAGAGAAGAUGGAGCUUACCAUGAAGCUCGUGCAGAACAACCGAAACCACAGGAGAAACGGAACCCUAGCACCCCGGACAAGCUCUUCCCGGCUCACUAUGGCGAGAAGAAGGAGGAAGGUAGCCUCAUUCGCCCCGCAGAGGAGACCGGCAAGUACAAUCCACUGACAGCCAAUGACAGCAUCGUGGGGCAGCUAUUCGGCAUGGGUGGCAGGGUUGAGGAAGUGUCAACACGAGCCGGAGCUGGAGGCGACGAAGAGGAGACCCACAUGAGCGCUCGAGUGGUACAUGCACUCGAAGGAAUCCGGAAAGCCACGGAGGGCGACAAGAAGGGCAACCCCGGCACUCGGAGUGCCAUCGGGUCAGAAGAGAGCCUUGACGUCUAUUUGGCCCGAGGUUGCAACACCUUGACUGUGGAGGUAUGCCCCGACGUCACCGGCAAGGAGCUCUUCGACGCCCUGAAAAGAGCGUGUUCACACGCUAAGGCCAAGCUGCAGCAGAUCGAGUGGCCUUGCUUGGUCACGAACGGGAUUGCUUACGGGCUAGCAGCGAUGCAGCAUGGUGGGAAGGAUCAUUCGACGCUCGCACCUUGGCAGCUCAGCGUCGCCCAUGCCGUGACUGCAAAACCACGAGACUUCGAUCAGUAUGAGGCACCGAAGGACGACAAGAUCGAGCCUAAACCCCGGUACCCAACUCACUUUGCCACCUGGUUGAAGCAGGCGAGGAAUGAGAUCAAGAUGAUCGGAUCAGUCAUCGGCCUGGAGCACAAGAAGGAGCGCAUCAAGGCCCUUGAGCAGAUCGAGAAGGCCCACGAGCAGGAUUCGGACGUCUGGCCUGAGAGCUAUUGCUACAGCUUGUGGGAGGAGCUUAAGGCAGCGUGGGUGGAGGAGCUUCGAGAGAGUCGAAGACAACUCUGCAGGAUCCUGAACACCGACAAUCCCCGCAAGGAGGACCUGAAGUUCGUUGCCUUGGCACCAGACAGCGGCUUCCAUUUCCCAAGGACCUUUGACCUAGCACAUCCUGAAGGCUAUUACCAGCAGGUAUGCGUGCCUAGACAGGCGCGGGCGCUGAAGGGCAUCAUCUAUGGCCAGCUGCACCACAAACGCCAAGCACCAAAAGUCGGAGGAGAUCAUGCCCCGGGUGAAGGAGAACCUCAUGGCGGAGAAGCUGGCGGAGAGGAAGAUCGCGUUGGUCGAGGCCGCGAGCGUGGCAGCGACAAGAACGACAGGAAGAAGCGGGAGAAGGAGAAGGACGAGAGGAAGGACGAGAAGGUGAAGGAUGGCGCUGGACAGAAGCAAGGGUGGCUGCCCCCGGAGGAGUAUGAGGACAUCCAGUACACCCAACUUGAGGAUGAGCUCAGGGAGCUGACUCGUGGUCCUGAUGCAGAUUGGCUGAAAGACCCGUCAUCAAGGCCAGGAGCAGAACCUCACACAGUGUGGAGCAGGCGAGUCGAACAUCCGGAGGCCCAGAAACGCUUGAGGAUCCUUGAGGAGCUGGAGAAAGGCGGUGCAUUCGCGAGGCUCGCUGGCUGGUCAAGUUACCUUCAAUCUCAUGUAAGAGGUCGGAUGCUCAACGCCAUCAUCGAGAAGCAGGAGAUGACAAUUGACGAGGUGCUCUUGGAAGCGACCGAGAAGGGAUGCCCUGAGUUAGCCCAGGAGGCGGAGAAGGUCUUGGGAGAAGAGCGAUCCGUUGGCUGGGUAGAUGAGGAGCGCCAAGCAUGGGUCAGCCCCACAGUCUGGCACAAAGAAAAGGGGUACGGCGAAGGCAAAUUCGAGUUCCAAUGCGGACCAGAAAGGCGCUGCUGGCGCUAUCUGGACUACAAAGACCGGCUACCAGUACCUGAUGAGCUAGCAAGUGCACUUGGUUUGCAGCCUGGAGAUGAAGAGGAACGACAAUGUCUGGUGCUACAUCCCGCAGCUGGCAUCCUGCUUUGGGGAGGAGAUUGGGACCCGGAGCGCGUGCCAUCGCUGGAGGAGGUGAGGCUGAAGGCACAAUCUUUCCGGGCUGGACUAUGGGAUGAAGCGGCUAAAGCCAUCGGUGAGCUUGGAGACCCAGCACCCUGGAUAGGAGCACGCGAGGCGGAGGUCCGAGGCAGUGAGAACAACAUCAUUCCUUUCCUGAUCCAUGGGGGCCACAUUAGAUUGCUCGUGCCCAUCGAGAAGGAUGAGCCGGUGAAGGUGGCGGCGGAGCUGACUCUGAGUGGACAAUCCGACCGUGAAUGGCCUUGUGAGGGGUGGCGGGAGUUUCUCGCAAAUGAAGAUCCGGCAGCGCCUCUUGUACCUGGCAAGAGACCCAAAUGCCCGCGUUGUCAAGACAACAACCCAAAACAGGGAAAGGCAGCGCCUCAAGUCCCAUGGAGCUUCAAUGAACACCCAGUCGACACGCAGGAGCUGAUUCUGAUGGGGGCACACUCCCCAUUGAAGCACAGGCCCGCUUUCGCAUAUGGCAUCAGGGUGCAGGAGGUCUUUGCAGGCUCUGGAUCUUGGACCAAAGCUAUGAUGGAAGCAGGACUGGCCGCCAACGAGCCCAUCGAGCUCUUCAGUGACCCCCUACAGAAGAAAGGACGUCGCGAGCAGUUCGAUCUCAAGGACGAGAAAGUGGCAAACUUCUACCUGCAGGCGACGAUGGAGCUCCCAGGACCAUCAGCAGCAAACGUUUGGGAAUUUGGAACCCCUUGCACCAGUUAUUGCGACUUCAACAUCCUCAACGGGGGAACUCGAAGCUUCAGUUCACCCGAAGGAGGUCCGCACCCCACGGCAAGCGAGCAAGAGGGCAACUAUUUCUGUGACCUCACCUGCCGGAUGUGCGAGUCACUUUACCACCACGACAAGGAGUUCAUCCUGGAGUCUUCGAUGCCAUCCGGAAGAUACCCAAAAAUUUGGGAUCAGCCUGCCAUUCAGCGCUUGCAGCAGUCUACAGGAGCACUCAUUGUGCCGACCCACUUGUGCGAAUGGGGCUCAGCGCCGACUGACCGGCCAGAGAUGAGGUGUAUCCAGCGAGACUAUGCAAAGGCAUUGGUGGUGCAAGCGGCUUAUGCAGGAUGGGACACCAUUCAGGUGGCACAGGCACUGGAGGUGAUUCAGGAGAGUGAUGGCCGAGAAGGGGAGAUCCCACACAAAGCAGGGGCAAAUAGACACCAACAUGCUGGACAGUCUGACCCCUCACAUCAAGCGGCUCCCUCACAUUCCACGGCAGCCUUCUCAUUGUCCGAACGAUGUGGAAGUGCAGAGAUCGAUGAGUUUCAGGAAGGGUUUGGUCUUCUUCGUGGACACCAUUGUGGCAGCAUCGGCGAGGGUGAGUUCAGCCACGGCAUCCCUAUCCCGGAGGACCCACUGGAGCCUGAAGGUGAAGAAGAGGAAGAGGAGGGGGCCACCAGUGAUGAAGAUAGGCGUAUGAACCCUCGUGAUGAGGCCAGAGUCAUGGCACGGCUCGUUCCUAGAGAAGUCAGUCCAGGAGAUGUGGCGGAACCAGUACGCCCAUACGAAGGGAACAUCAACAUCUUCGGGCCACCACGACCACUCGAAGGGCUCGACGGACGCUCUGAGGAUUGGUGGGACCUUCAAGAGGACAACCUAUUCCUGGUACGCCACCACGUGAUGUCUCGCACCCACUUGUUUGGAUCGCACUAUGUCGACUGGACCGACUGCCCGGUUUCGGACCACCUCAUUAGGAGUGAUCGCAGGACAUGGAUGUACCCGCAGCGGAGGGAACUGUCGGAGAUCGCCCCGCACGAGAGAGUCUUCCUGGACAACUGGAGGGUGGACCUGGCGAGGCUUCGUGACAUCCCCGACUCGAUCGAUGCGGAGUACGCCGACUGGACUGGAGCAACCACCUUCUACCUGUACGAUCCUUUGAUCAGGCCAGAGCUUGGACCACACUUUGAGCGUGGACAAGAAGAAGGAGGCGAGCCCGAUAGCCCGGCGCCCGAACCUGAAAGUGAGCUGCGGCCUACAUAUCCGGAGGGAAGAGACUACCAACCGGUCUUUCACCCGCCCAGGGAAUUCCCAGUGCCAACGCGGGAGCAGGUUGCGGACGCGAGACGGUACUACCCUGGAGGAGGUGUUUGGGAUCCCUGGAAUGGAGGACGCAUUGAGGGUGAUGACGCAGAGCAGGCGGAGGAGCAGCCGGGCAGCUCAUCGGACCGGAGACGACGGUCAAGGUCGAGGUCAAGGGGACGCGGGCCAGAUGCUGAUGACGGAGCAGAAGAAAGACGGGUGGGUUACCUAUCAGCAUCCUGCAUUCUUGAGGCCGAAGAGACGGAGGGCAAUCGCUGGAUGAUGCGGGAGACCAUCGAGGACGAGUACCACGUGGGAGCGCCUGUCUACUCCGAGAAGGGCCAGAGUGUCAAGGAGGAGGUUCUGGACAAGGCCCUUUGCUAUGUGCACCACUGCAGGGAGCACCCCAAGUACGAGCCCAAUGUGAUCAAGCAGGCCGUCGAAUUGGGCGAUGACCUGUUGAGGACCGCUGGGACACUCGAAGAAGCCAUGCGAGGUCUGAGGGCAGCAAGAAGGCAAGUGAUUGGGGUCCCAACGAUUGGUGCCACUUCCGAAGAGGUCCUGAGAUGCUUGGAAUCUGACCAUGCACAGUACCUUAAAGCGGCCAACAGGGAUGGAGACACCGCGGACUUCGGCAGUGCUCUGCCCGGUGAAUUGGUGGGAGUCGAGGGCAGGGUGAAGCUGGUUUACGGUGGCCUCCCUUUCGGUUGGUGUGGCGCCCCGGGAGAAUACAUGGCGUUCGCCCUCGCUGGUCGAGCCUACCAUGAGAGCUUUAAGCCGGAGAUGGAAGGCGUCAAUGGACCCACCCCGUUCUCUUCUGAGUGGCUAAUGGAUGACAGCGUGAUCGUGGAGCCUCUGAUGGGGGUGAGGCCGUGGCAAGCAGUUGACGCGUUGGGCCACUCCAUCGAGAAGAUCUGGGGCAAGGCGGCGUUGAACCUCGACAAGCAGAUUGAGGAGGGGACACCUGCGUCCGAGCAGAUCGUGUGGGGGCUCUAUAUGAAUGUGGAGAACAUGACCAUCAGGCUGCCUGAACCGAAAGCCUUGAAGAUGCGUUACCUGUUGGCCUUGCCGGAACUGCAGUAUGGGGUGCGCCAGGUGCGGCUGAAGGUCGCUCAAGAGCUGCGCGGGCUCAGUCAGUAUGCGGCAAUCACCAUACCCCCUUUGCGGACGGAGCUCGGCACCUUGGAUCUUUUCCUAUGUCCAAGCAAGUGCGUGGGGGGCUACAUCCAGCCGAAUGUCAAGGAUGAAAACGCCUCAGAGUCAGCGUGGCGCUGUUGGGAUGAGACGUUGGCGCUCCUACGGCUUUGGUUUGAGACCCCCUAUAUGAGGGCAGCUUCGAAUCGCAUGAGCAGCAGGCUUCGAUGGGUGGGUGGAGAUGCAACUCCAGACGUGGCAGGCGCACUUGACUGGAAGGGCAAGCGCUACAUGAGGGAGGAUGCCAAGGUGAUGCUCCAUGCAUUAGGUAGGGUGCCCGAGCUUGAGGAAGAGCCCAGCAUGAAAAUAGCACUUGCAGAGCUUCUUUGCUUCGUGGGGCUGGCCGCAGCAGAGAGCAGCUCUUGGCAUGGGGAGAUAAUCGCCUAUGCCACGGACAACCAGAACGUCAGGUCGUGGUUGACCAAGCGGCAGUCUAGAUGCACGGUGGCACGACACAUCCUCCGGGUCUUGGGAAUGCUCGAGGUGCGAUUCCAGUUCAAGACAUUGGCGUUCUACAUCAGGACCUAUCACAACAUCACAGCGGACUGGCUGAGCCGAGAGACGAAGAAGGUCGUGGAGGACAAGUUGAAGCUCGAAGGUUGGACGAAAGUCGAGGCGCAGGAGAAAUGGGAGUCCUACAUCGAGGAGUCCGUGAACGGCAUCUUCAGAUGGCCUGGAGGGGCAUCGCUGGGAACUCUGAGGCAGGAGGGGGAGCGCCCCUCUCAACCUUAUCGUCCAGUGGUGGCAAAGGGAAACGCUAUCGAGUUGGGCAGGGGGCAUCUGCCAUGGGCGAUAGCGUGGUCACGUUUGGGAGGCCGUGUUUGUCGACUACCGGGCAACCGAGAUCAAUGUGAAGCAGCGAUUGAGGGCUCCAGCCUGAAGGGGACAGAAUGCCUACAGUCGGAGGAGGACCUCACUUGGGUUUUCGCCUCGAUUGCCGAGGAUAGCUGGGGGGGAACGCGUUCCUAUGUCAGACAGUUUGUCAAGGAGCAUCGUCCCUCGAAUGCGCUGAUCGACCUGGCGAGGGAAGGCCCAGUUCGUGAAGUGCAGGCGGACUUUAAGAAGCUUGACUAUGUGGUGAAUGUCAACGAGUACCUGACCACCCACUUUGGGGACCCCGUGGCCAAGCGCAAGUUCGUCCUGGUUGCUCAUCGAGGCUCACUGGCCAAUGAUGCGACCUUCCCGGAUGAAGCUCCUCGGAGCGCCGCAGAACCUGCGAGCAUCAAGCGCGCCCUGGACUCGGCAGCUGGAGCGGUGAGGCAGGAAUGGUUGGCCAGCGACGUUGAGGUGACGCUGAACAACAAGAUUUCUACUUCUGGGGACCGCAUGCUGCCAUGGCCUGCUGGCCAUUACAAGGAAGGGGACAAGAAAGAGCUCCUCUACGACAUCCGGGGCCCCGCAUUAACUUGCAGGAAAGGGAGGUCUAUGGUUGUCCUUGACCAUCGUGGUGAGGCGGUCCAGGCGCGAGCAAUCAGUGCAGAAGAGGAAUGGCUCCUGAAUGGUGGGCGCCUUGAGGAGCUGCAUCUGCUUCGCGAAGCCGGAGCAAAGGUGAGCUUCUUCAAGAAGGACGCAGCCAUGAAGUUUCCGCAGCAAAGCGCCCAUCACCUACUGUCCUGGUACGAACGCUGGCGCCAGGGAAUCAAUGAGGGACCUGAGGCUGGAGGGAGAGUUGGAGUUUGUCGCGACCCUGAUCGAGUCCAUGCUGACGAACAAGUGCGUGCUUGGAUGCGAGCUUGGCAGGGAGACAACCACAACCCCAGGGCCAACUACGAGAGAUGGCUUGCCGCCAAGAAGGCCGACUUAGAGGGUGACCAGAAGGUCGGAGGGAAGAGACAAACCACCAAGAGGGCGAAGUCAGGGCCUCCGGACCGAUUGGUCCUCCCAAGCGCGAUUGGUCGUGGUCGAGAACGCCUACAGCUUGAUGCUAAUCGUGAGCUAAGGCGAGAUCAAGCAUGGCUCGACGCCUUGGCUGCGGAGGCGGUGAUGUCCAAGCUCUCGGAGGGCACGCGGGCUGGCUACGAGGUUGGCUGGAAGCAAUGGUGCUUGUGGCGCCGGAUGGGAAGAAAGGAUGUGUACCUCACCGGCGAGAGCAAAGAGGACCGCAAGAUCGAUGAAGAUGAACUCCUUCGAUUCAUGACCUACUUGGCGCACGUCAUGGGCAGGACUGAGGGGACCAUCAAGCAGAGGCUGUUCGCCAUUAAGAUGGGCCAUCUGGUGGCAGGGCAUGAAGAUCCCACAUUGCACAAGGUGCGAAUCUGGGCAGCUCUCAACGGCUACAAGCGGUGGCAGCCCGAGACAAAGCGGAAGUACCCAGUACUGCCGGCUAUGCUGCUGUGGAUCAAAAAGCAUUUGAGUACCAGCGAGACCCUGAGCAGAGUUGACCAGGCGAUCCUUUGGGCUGCGAUUAUGGUGGGAUUCUUCUUCUUGCUGCGAGCCUCGGAGUUCUUGGUCACUAUGGGGCGAUCAUGGGGGACAUCGAGGACCUUGAAGGGCAAUGACAUCGAGGCACGAAGGGACAACCUGCAGGUCAUGAACUUCCACCAGGCGGAGGAGAUCGUGAUCUACCUCAAGGGCUCCAAGACGGACCAGUACAAUCAGGGCACUGUCCGCAACCAGUUCAGAAGCGGUGACGAGCUCUGUGUGGUGACCGCGCUGGCCAACUACCAGGCUAUGAAACCUGAACGUUUUGCAGGUGCUGAAGCAGAUCAGCCCUUGUUCAGAUUGGAGAAUGGAAAACCCUUGCAGAGGACCGACAUCCAGGGCCUGAUACAGUUGGCAGCGGUUGCAGAUGGUCAAUCUACGACGAGGUAUGGUUCGCACAGCUUGCGCAUUGGUGGCGCCACAGCCAUGUACCAGACCACCAAGGACCUGGACAUCGUGAAACGUUUUGGCAGAUGGAACUCCGACGCCUUCCACGGCUAUCUGUGGGAGUCGCACGAGCGCCAAAAGGAUCUGGCAAAAGGCAUGGCCAAAGCGGAUGGCCAACUACUUGCCCCCCGGAAGAACAAGGGGUUUGAGAAUUCGAAGAGUCUCAAUGAGAGGACGGUUUUUGAUGGAAAGGAAGCCGCACCAGCACCAAGGGAGCAGAUGGAGAAGAUCGGCUACGAUGGGACGAUGCAAGCUUUAGGCUCACCUGGCGACGAAGAGCGCAGGAUGCAUGGCUACAACGUCCAGAAGAUGACCGUGAAGAGCUCCAAGGUGCACAAGGUAGUGACGACGCUGAAUGCUGGACAGUGGGGCAUAGAUGAGGACUACACCUUGGAACUCGAUUGUUUCUUCGAGGCCAAGUGGCAAUGA
Molecule: messenger RNA, 11013 nt
Organism: Durusdinium trenchii
Lineage: Eukaryota; Dinophyceae; Suessiales; Symbiodiniaceae
Source: the annotation of a GenBank genome assembly